AUCUGUUUUUCUGCUUAAAAUAAAAGAGCUUCGCGUUGCCGUGGAUUUUAUUGCUGAAAGAACAGGCAGAAAUGAAUUUCACGAAAACUAAUAUUCUUGUGAUUUAGGUGAAGAGUAGAUCACAUGUAGCUAAAGGAGAUUCUGCUUCAAUUUAAAUGAUGGCUUCCUAUCAGAGACCUGCCGAUGAUCUUCAGACGGAUGGGUCGAUGGAUCCAGAUCAGACCGGUCCAAACCAGAGUGGAGCCAGUUUGGAUCAGUUGAAGAGUGAACAAGCUCGACUGUUACAACAACUCCAAAGUUCUGAUAACUUGUCAACAAACGAAGAGACUGGCAAUGUGGCAAAUCCCGAACCAAAUGGUGCCAUGGCAGGCAGCGCCUCGUCCGACCAACAGAGAGCGACAAACAAGUCAAUGACAUUCUCCGAUACAUCGUCAGUGGUCUCCCCAUUGGAGAUAUCUAUGCCGGGGCUGCAGCCGUUCCCCAAGGCGGGGAACCAGUUACCAAGCAGCUGGAGUGACUGCACCCUGUCCGGGGCCGUGCCGUUCUGUCUGGUCAUGCUCAACAAGCAGAGCUGGGAGUUCCAGAGUAUCUUGGCUGAAUUCACCGCGGCGGACUUGACAGUGAAGAAGAUCGAGCGCGUAGAGAACAAGGACCUGUGGGAGAAGUUUGAGUUCGAGAGGAAUAGGAUGCAGAAGAAUACAACAGAGGUGAACGAAGUGUACUUGUUUCAUGGGACAACAGCUGACAAGGAGCAGAUCUGCCACGAGGGGUUGGACCAACGUCUGAGCAGGAUUGGGUACUUUGGACGAGGCAUCUACUUCAGCAAUGAUCCGCGGAAGUGCGUGUCUUACACGCAGAGCGACAAGGCGAAUCCCCAGACCUCUCUACAGACAACCUGCACCAUCUACAAAUGCCGAGCAUUGCUGGGAAAUAUGAAGGUCUACCCUCCUGGACAGCAUGCCAAGACCCUCAAGAGAGAACCGGAAGUGGAAAACCAAGAGCCAGGGGGCCCAAAAUACUACGAUUCUGUCAAGGGUCAUGUCAAGCAGUAUGAUGAAUUCAUUCUCUACAAGAGUGAGCGUGUCAUGCCAGAGUACGUCAUCUCCUGCUUCUUGCCAGUCACGUCUUCCAGCCAAGAUUCUCUGACUGCACCGACGGUCGUUGCAUCGACCAAUCACAAGGACAGAAGAGAUGAGGAUUUGUACGGCGGCUUGGAUCAGGAGGAAGUGAGCGCGGAGCUUGAGGCAGGAGCUCUGAGACGGCCUGUGAGAGAUGCUAAUGGGAGGAGAGAAAAUCUUGAGGAAGAUUUAUACGGAGGAGCGGAUGAGGAAAUCAGUGCGGAACUUGAAGCUGGGGCACUGGGACCGCCAAAAGGAAAUGUUGAGGGGGAAGAAGUUGAGAUGGUGGAAGAUGAGGAAAUGAGCAUGGAACUGACAGCAGAGGGGUCGGAGAGACUUGGGGUGGGAAGCAAGGACAAACAUCCAGAGUUGGAGGACAAUCAUCCGGAGUUGGAGGAAGAAGGAGAUGUCUACGAGCAGCUGCAUCAGAAGGAGAUCUUGGAGGCAAUCCAAAAGCAGAAGCGAGAAAAAGAGGAGAUGGAGAGACAGAAGGAGCGGGGACAUGCUGGAAGGAAGGAGAGACCUAGAGAAGAACCUCAUGGUGUCAUCGUGAACCAAUUGCAGGAGGAACGCUCGGAAGAAUUAACAGUAAGAGGGAGUGAUCCAACUAAUGUAGCAAAUAAGGGAGGCAAGGUUGUCCCGCAGAGGCCAGCACAGCUUCCUAAGUCAGCCAGUGACCCGGGUAUCACUGUGAACCAACUGGGGGAAUCCCGGAGACACAAGAAGGAAAGCAUCGCGCCCGAGUUCCUCCCCUUGAUCCUGGAGGUGCGGGAGCGGGUCCAGGAGUCGCGGAAGAAAGAGAAAGAGAUGGAGCAGCAGGGCCAGAUGAAACGAACUCAGAGUUCCUCUGAGCGCAAGACUCCACGCUGGGUGCGGGAAGACCUGGCAGCCGCGUGGACUCCGGGAGAGUAUGCAGAGCAGCAGAAACUGCUCUCUAAGGUGAGGGAGAAGGUUCAUGCCGACCGGAGGGCAGAGGAGCUAGAACAGCAGAGAUAUAAAGAACAGGGAAGAUCACCGGGAGUAACGGACAACUUGCAAUCGCUCGGUUACCAGGAGGUUGAAGAAGACGACGGAGUCCAGGAGGUGCUUGACGUGCUGCUCGUGCAGUUCAUGGACGUGACGGCAUGCGAGGACAUUGUGGAAGCUAGGGAGUGCCUCAUGAAGGCAAAUAUGGAUGUCAAUAAAGCAAUCAUCAGCUACAUCAAUUAAGUAUUGAAGACAAGUUGUUUACUGGUGCCCACCAACGCAUCCGAAAGCACCCCGUGUCGGCUAAUCUCUUGAACUCCUUAUUGGCUCCGUGUACAAGUACCCCUUAACAGUAAGACACUAUGGCCAUGUGCACAUUCAGAAUACUUAUGUCUUCUUGUAGUAUAUUGAUCCAUAAAGUUUUCAGACAGCUACGAUGUGAAUUUUUUUGUAAUUCCUGAAAAAUGUCAAAAAAAGACAUCAAUUCACUUUGGGAAAUUUCAAACCACUGAAACAUACAUUUUGUAAAUUUGAAGUACAUGUUCAAAAUUCAGGCAAUUUUGUGGGGCUCAGCUAUGAUGGUGAACGGAAUAUCAUCUUGUGCUACAUCUUUUCAGAAACUACUGUUUAUCAAUGAAGCAUUUUCACUAACCCUAACAGUCCUGAAUCCUCCAAUUUCAAUAUAAUUUUGCACACCCCCUAGUGAGUACACUCCGUUUCCCUAAAAAUGCAUCAAUUCUCUGCAAAACUCUGCCAUGUUACAGUUUGCAAAAUCUUCAGUGUACAUGUACUAGUUGCCUGCUUCAAAGAUUUGAGUUUUUAACCAAGAAUUAUGGCCUAUUAUUAACCUUUGUAAAUCAUAUCAUGGUGUUUUGAAACGGCUUGUACUUCUUGACUUCUGAUUGCCAAUGAUAGUUCCCUGUUAAUUUUUUGAAAAUGAAAUCAAGGAUUCCUUCAAAAUAUUUGUAAACCAUAAAAACCAGCAUUUAACCGCUUUAGUGUUUAACCUUUUGCCCAGUUUCUUCUAAAAUGAUAAUGAAAGUUACUUGUCAGGUGCCACUAAAUAUUUCCAGUGGUUUAAUCAUCAAGUUUGUUUUAAGUACUUGUUCAGCCAUAAUUCUUAUACAAUUGCAUCAAUGUCAUGUGAAGAACUCAAUAAAUCAAAUUAGGUUUUGCCCUUCACCGACAUU
Molecule: messenger RNA, 3274 nt
Organism: Patiria miniata (bat star)
Lineage: Eukaryota; Metazoa; Echinodermata; Asteroidea; Valvatida; Asterinidae
Exons: 7
Coding region: 156-2327 (723 amino acids)
Molecular function (GO): NAD+ poly-ADP-ribosyltransferase activity
Source: RefSeq, a predicted model, not a curated record